AUGGCCGCAAGCCCCAUCAAGGAGAAGAGCUUCUCUCCCACGACUUCCACUUCCCAGCAAGACAUCGAAGCCGGCGAGUUCAAAGACAUUCACAAUGCCGACGCCGACGCAGCGCUGGAGUUUCUCCGCCAUGAAGGUGCCGUCAGACCAAUGACCGCCGAGGAUGAGAAGCGACUCGUUCGAAAGAUCGACUGGAUGAUUGUGCCUCUGAUGUGGUGCUGCUAUUGCCUGCAGUACCUUGACAAGACUUUGAUCAACUACGCCAAUGUCAUGGGCUUGUCCGAGGAUACUGGUAUGACCAAGGAUCAAUUCAGCAAUCUGGCUCUCAUCUUCUACGUCUCGUACCUGGUGCUCGAGUUCCCUCAUGGAUAUGGCAUGCAAAAGCUGCCGACAGCGAAGUACCUGGGAACCAUGGUAUUCCUGUGGGGUGUUGUCGUGACAGUCACAAGCGCCUGCACGAGCUACGGAGCGCUAGUCGCUACUAGAGUGUUGCUGGGCGUGUUCGAGAGUGCCGUGGCACCAUCGCUGAUUCUCAUCACCGGGAUGUGGUACAAGCGGCACGAGCAACCUCCACGAGUCGGGUUGUGGUAUCUUGGAGUUGGGACCGGGACUAUCAUUGGAAGUCUGAUAUCGUUCGGAUUUCAACAUGUUGAGAGCAAGGCGCUAUAUAGCUGGCAGAUCAUGUUCCUUCUCGUCGGUCUGAUCACUUGCACGGUCGGCGUCCUUGUCUUCUUCCUACUGCCAGACAACCCAAUGAGCAGCCGACUCACCCACGAAGAGAAGGUCUGGGCUGUUGAACGCUUGAGGGAGAAUCAAACCGGCAUCGAAAACAAGCACAUCAAACCGACACAAAUCCUGGAGUGCUUCGCCGACCCACAGACCUGGCUUUUGAGUCUGAUUACCAUCCUCAGCAAUGUCCCAAACGGAGCCGUCAGCAGUUUCCAGGCCACGAUCAUCAAGAGCUUCGGCUAUACGUCAAAGCAGACGGCGUUGCUUUCCAUUCCUUCCGGUGCUAUUUCAAUCAUAGCGAUAUUGGGCUCGACUUUCCUGGCAGGCCGAUACAAUCAACGAGGAAUCCAGGUCUGCGCUCUACUCAUCCCUGGUAUCCUAGGAGGAUGUCUGAUGGCAUUUGUUCCAGAAGACAACAAGGCUGGCAAGCUCAUAGGCAAUUAUCUAACGAACACAAUCGGUGCUAGUCUACCGUUGCUGUAUUCGUGGGUGUCGGCGAACUAUGCUGGGCAUACGAAAAAGGUGACCAUGAACGCCAUCCUCCUCAUGUCUUUCUGCUUGGGAAACAUCAUCGGGCCUCUGACAUUCACCGGAGAAUCUGCUCCUGGUUACGUACCUGCCAAGAUCACGAUCAUCGUCACUUGCGCUGCCGCCGUUUGUGUCGCCAUCAUACUUACGUUGUACUAUGGUAGGGAGAAUACAAGAAGAGACCGAGUUGCAGCUGAGGGCGGAAACGAACACAAGGACAAUGUCGAGUUCGCUGAUGUCACGGAUCGGAAGAACAAAGAGUUUAGAUAUCGAUUGUGA
Messenger RNA from Zymoseptoria tritici IPO323, 1536 nucleotides. RefSeq lists its product as uncharacterized. Lineage: Eukaryota; Fungi; Ascomycota; Dothideomycetes; Mycosphaerellales; Mycosphaerellaceae. Gene Ontology annotation, molecular function: transmembrane transporter activity. The transcript has 3 exons. The record is from RefSeq and is a predicted model, not a curated record. The coding region runs from base 1 to 1536 and encodes 511 amino acids. Gene Ontology annotation, biological process: transmembrane transport. Gene Ontology annotation, cellular component: membrane.